AUGUCGAUGUUCCGCUCAGCGGCGGAAUCGUCUUCAUCGGACUCUGAUUCUGGCGUUGAAGAAAAUCAACUCCAGGUGUCCGAGUCCUCGACUCCUCGUCAUUCCCCGAGAGUUCGGAUCAAAAGUCCCCAAAAGGGCAAGUCAACGAAGCACUCCCCAGAAGAAUCAGAAUCUACAGAAGACGUCGGUUCUUUGCUUUCAUCUGAUGAUCUCUCCUCAUUACCUCCAGAUGCAUUUGAUCACGACAUUGACCGUCAUGCAAAUGUCAUGACUGCUGCCCUAUUAGAAUUUUACUGUCAAAGUCGAGCGGCAGACAUCUUGAAUGCCCAGCGUGGCUCAGGACAAGUCUACAGUCGACAUAGUCCUGAAGCACACCAACUUGGCAAGCAACUGUACAAAUACAAAUCUCAGUUUCUGUCCUCACAUGGUGUCCUGGCGGACGGAAUUGACAAAGAAGAGCUGGGGCCAACUCGGCAGAGCUAUCGUGAUAAUCUUGAUUUGCUCGGUAUCUCUGCUCUGGAUCAGAUGAAACUCAAUGACCCGCGUAUACGGUCUCCUACUAUCGGUGCAGGGGAAAAUCUCUCCUUGAUUACAAAGUCAUCACUAACUAGACCCGGACUUGAGGAUGCAGAGAGUCCUUCCACUUUCUGGAGGGAUACCGGUGCGAACGCAGAUCUUGGAGGGCAAUUUCCUUCUACCAGCAAAGUUGAUUACCUACCUGCCGUUCCAAAUGGAGCACCAAAUCCUCUUCAUUCUUCCAUGCCUCUCUUUGGCAGCUCGCCUGUUGGAGUUCCGCUGUUCAAUUCUCCGAAUGUCCCUCCGUACAACCAUUUAUCCAGAUACUCUAUGGAAUUCAGUGAACUGAAAGUUUUGGGACGCGGAUCCUUCGGCGAAGUGUAUCAUGUCACAAAUCACAUUGAUGGACAAGACUACGCAGUCAAGAAAAUCCCACUCAGUCAAAGACGGCUAGAUCAAUUGCAGUAUGGAGGCCAAAAUCAGUUGGAGGUCAUCAUGAAAGAGAUCAGAACUCUUGCCCGGCUCGAGCAUACAAAUAUUGUCCGAUAUUACGGCGCAUGGGUUGAGCAGGCCCAUCAUUCACACCCACCUUCCGCCGAACCCCAUCCACUGAAUACAGCAUAUGAGCACACGCAAAGCAAUUUACCCUCUCCGGAUACUCCAAAUGAACCUAGUAUGGGGAUUGUAUUUGGUAACUCCGAAAGCUCAACCAGUGACUCUCAUUCAAGUUCGCCACCCGAAGAUCAUAGCUUCUCCGAGAGCAUUCGACGAUGGGAUAGUCACGCCACUGGCUCUUCCCGUCAGUCAAAGAAAAGCUCGCGAAGAGACUUGGAUGAGGACGAUGACGAGAUUGAGUCGAUACCUCGCACAUUUGAUAAUACGUCAAGCUUUGGAGAGACGGAUGAUAUCUUCACCGAUGGGGGUCUCAGUCAAGAUCAGUCUAAGCUCCAAGUUCAACCGCGUUACCGACAUGGCCACCAACCACCAGCGGUCAUUCUUCAUAUUCAAAUGUCGCACCAUCCUAUCUCACUUGGCUCGUAUCUGAAUUCGCAAGCCCCUGUGAGAUAUGAUGGAGGCUCACCGCCUCGCCGCCACUGUUUCCAUCUGCUACCUUCCUUGAAAUUGAUGCUGGACAUCGUUUCGGGCGUUGAGUACCUCCACUCGAAAGACAUUGUCCAUCGCGACUUGAAGCCUGCCAACAUAUUCCUAUGUGCGCCUGAAAAUAGCACUGUAGAUACAUGCAGCUCAUGUAGUUCCGGACAAGCUUCUCCGAUCCAAUUUUGUCGACCUCGAAUUGGUGACUUCGGUCUGGUGGCAGAUAUCUCUCACCUGAACGAAGCCUCCCACGGCACUAUUACACCCUUCCGAGAAGGUCCCAAUCUUCAAAAGGUCGUCGGAACCGAAUUUUAUCGUCCGCCAGCGAAUGCAACAGGGAUAGAAAGUGAUUCAAGCUCGCCGACGGACUACUUUGAGGAAUACAAAAUUGACGAGAAACUCGACGUCUACGCUCUCGGUGUUAUCCUCUUCGAGACCAUAUAUCGCCUGAACACCAAGAUGGAACGACAAUUUGUUCUUAACGAUCUCACUCGUGGAUCAGGUCAAGAUCCAUCCGAGCGCACAAUCUUCCCGGCGGAUUUCCCCGACAAAGUCGAUCAUGGCUUGAUGAUCUUGGGCGAUGGAAUCUCGGUCGCAGAUUCUCUAAUGACUUGUAUGAAAGGCAUGCUGGAUCCCAGGUCUCGACAGCGCUGGACUUGUCAACAGGUGAAGGAACACCUACGGAAACUGAAGAAGGCAAUACGUCGACUGGAGGCGAAUGAAUGA
Molecule: messenger RNA, 2337 nt
Organism: Penicillium nucicola
Lineage: Eukaryota; Fungi; Ascomycota; Eurotiomycetes; Eurotiales; Aspergillaceae
Product: putative protein kinase
Exons: 1
Coding region: 1-2337 (778 amino acids)
Biological process (GO): protein phosphorylation
Molecular function (GO): protein kinase activity; ATP binding
Source: RefSeq, a predicted model, not a curated record